Messenger RNA from Ixodes scapularis (black-legged tick), 2569 nucleotides. RefSeq names its product protein shifted. NCBI's taxonomy places the organism in Eukaryota, Metazoa, Arthropoda, Arachnida, Ixodida, Ixodidae. The record is from RefSeq and is a predicted model, not a curated record. Gene Ontology annotation, biological process: anatomical structure development. Gene Ontology annotation, cellular component: extracellular region; cell surface. The transcript has 10 exons. Bases 321 to 1451 code for a protein of 376 amino acids. Gene Ontology annotation, molecular function: signaling receptor binding.
CGUGGGGGCAGACAGCGAUUAAAGAAAGAAAGCGAAAGCGUCCACGAGAGGGCCAAAGGAUAAAUACGGCCGACGGGUGUUUGUCUUCUUGCCCUCUCCCCUGCGGUCGUCCGGAGAGGAAGGGAGGGACGCCGCAGCAUGUCUUCCCGGGGGUGUCGUGCCAUUGGCUCUGCCCUGCCUGACGGCAGCAGCAGCAGCAGCGGGAAAGGCGGAAAAACGCGUCUCCCACCCGGCGCGGGGUGGCGGCGGGGUCCCGUCGCGAAGCGAGCCCAGCGAGCACCGCACCCGGUUCAGCGUCGCUCGCGCCUGGAGCUUGCAGCAUGCCCGCCGCCGAGGCGAGUGCCCGUCGCCCGACCACGACGACGGCCAGCAGCAGUGGCAGCAGCUGCAGCAUGUCCCGGUUGCCGGAAGUGCUGACGGCCCUGGUCCUGGCGCUGCUCGGUCUCACGCCUGCCCUGCCGGCCAAGUCGAGGAACGACGACUUCUCGCUCUGGAUCGACGAGAAGCAAGUGCGGGAGUUCAGCGGCUUCCCGAUGGAGAUCUUCGCCAUCUUGGACGGCGUCGUACUUCCGUACAUACUGGACCCGAACUUCGAGAAGUACCUCCCGGUGAUCCCGUCCGAGGUGAACUCGGUCAACUUCACCUGGAAGGCCGGUGAGAACAAGAACUACUACUACGAUUUCGACGUCCUGGAGUCCUUCGACAGCUCCGUGCUCGCGAACCCGCUACUCUCCGUGGCCUCUAAGGGCAAGGUGCCCAGGAAACCGAAAGUGUUUCAGGUGUUCCUGCCAUGCCUGGGCAACGUGAGCGGAACAGCAUCCUUCGGCAUCGGGCUCAGGAUACAGAACGACAAGGGACGCUUCCUCAGCGGGACGCCGCUCCGCCUCAGGCUGCAGAAGCAGUGCGCAGACAACAGUCCUGACCCUGAAUGUGACCGGAAGUGCGCCAACGGCGGACGCUGCAAUGCAGAAAAAAUCUGCGAGUGCCCCAAGCGCUACAUGGGGCGCUACUGCAGAACAGCGCUUUGCUACCCGCAGUGCAUGAACGGCGGCACGUGCGUCUCACCUGGCAUCUGCGACUGUGCGGUCGGCUACCAGGGGCCACACUGUGAAGGAGGCAUCUGCGCCGAGAAGUGCCUCAACGGUGGAAAGUGCGUGCAGAAGGACACCUGCUCUUGCCGGCGGGGCUACUACGGGCCACGCUGCGAGUACAGCAAGUGCUCCAUCCCGUGCCUCAACGGCGGGCGCUGUGUGGGGGUCAACCAGUGCCGGUGCACACGCAGCUUUGUGGGGCCUCAGUGUGCGCAUCGCAUCGACAGCAGUGCUGCCGCCACGGUGCACAAAGACCACUGCCAGCGGCGCUGCGUUCACGGAGUCUGCGUGCGCAGCAACCGGUGCCUGUGCGACGAGGGCUUUUACGGACGGAGGUGCGCCAGACGUAGGCAUACCUAAGAGGAAGGCACGUCGGAGGAAGCAGUUUGUCUGACGGCAGCUGCGACAGACGCCGGGCCGAGACGCCAGAGCCCCGGCCGCAGCGUGCCAGGCGACCGAGCACCAUGGAGGGCCCAGCGUCGGAGCGAGCGGUUUCCAGACGAGCGUGCAAUAGAGACAUGCAGCGAGGGCACCCCGGGGAGCCGCCCGCCACUGGUCGCGUCCAGCACCGCCGAUGUUGCCACGGCUCUGCGAGAUGCGUCCUUUCUACGAGCGCUCGUACCUCCGACAACUUCGGAGAUGAGUCGCCGGGCCUCCAGAUGUCAGGGAAUGCGGCUAUGGUGCCUGGAACGCGUCUCCGCCUGGUGUGUUUAACGUGCCCUCGUUUGUGGUCCUUCGAUUUUUAACCAGCGACGUCACAUGUGUUGUACCAUCGCCUGCCGCUAUCCUGCCGGCGGCACAGCGGCGGAGGUGGAUGCAGCAAACUCGAGUUCUGCCAUGGGUAGUUCUCGAGCGGACCGUUCACAGAAGCUUCGUCGGGUUAACAUCUGGUGGGAGUUGGAACACCGCAAGGACGACGACGACGUUCAUGUUCCUCUGAUCAACUGCUGGGAUAUGGACAUCCGAUGGCGUGACACACCGGCUGCUGCAAGAUAAUCUGUUGCCACUUUUGAUGCGCGAAUGGUAUGGGACGCUAAGCACGCCGGUCGGAGAUGUGUUCUGGGCACAUCACCGUGGCACUCCGGGAGUGCUUGCCAAAUCCAGGCCCGACAAAGCUGUUGACGGCAGUGUGACCGGAUGGACAUCGUUGAUGCCUCUCAACACAGCUGGCGCCGCCCCAAGGACUUGUGCAGGUGGCGACGGAGAAUUUUAAGUCGGCUUCGACGAUGAAAGCUGUAUCGGAGUGGCGAUCGUGUUUGGCCAACGCACCUGGUGUAACGGACGACUUUCUUACAGCAGCGGCCCGUUUGUGUCGAUAGUGUGUGUACGAGCCACGCAUUUGCCCAGCGCCGAAGGUCGUUGGCACUACUGGCCAAUCUUCCCUGCGGGCAAUAAAACUUGCGCCAGUUCUCGCUCGACAUCCGAGGACACCGAGAGGUCAUCGUUAUGAGCAAUGAAUAAAAAAUGCCUCCCUAGUC